AUGAAUUUAAGUUGAAACUAAUAAAAUGAGUGCACAAAGCCUCAGACCCCUCUAGAAAACCAUCAAAAUGAUCUCUUACCGAGAAUUCCUUUAACCAAAUUCUUGAAAAUUCCAGCCCAGUUUUUCUCUGAAAAUCCAGAAGUGAUUUCUGACCAGUGCAGACCAAGUGUUCGAUGAAAUGAAUACUUCAAGAAGCAGAGCAACACGUGCCCCAAAAUUUCACCCUCAGCACAUCCGGCAAUCCUGUGGAAUUUCUGCCCACUUUAACCUGGAAAUGAAUUACUGACCCUGAAGUGUUUGUUGAUAUGCCUGAUUCAGGAAAGAGAGAAACAACACAAGGGAAUAAUCGUCGCAAUUCUGAAGAUUUACCUCAAGCUCAGUCUUCAGGUACAUCCCAUCAUCCUAGCCACAAUGUUAAUCCUAAUUCAAGCUUAGUCAAGGCCGGCGAAUCUAUGAGUAAGGCCGUAGCACAGUUCACCGCCGAUGCUAGACUCCAUGCUGUCUUCGAGCAAUCCGGCGAGUCCGGGCGGUCCUUCAAUUACUCACAAAGUGUUCGGACCAACAGUGAAUCUGUUCCCGAGCAGCAGAUCACCGCCUACUUGUCGAAAAUGCAGCGGGGCGGCCUCAUCCAACCUUUUGGUUGCAUGAUAGCUGUCGACGAGUCCAAUUUCCGAGUGAUCGCUUACUCGGAAAACGCCCGCGAAAUGCUCGCCUUAACGCCUCAGUCGGUUCCGAGUCUCGAGAGACCGGAAAUCUUGACAAUUGGGGCUGAUGUGAGAACCCUUUUCACCCCCUCAAGCUCUGUAUUGCUCGAGAAGGCUUUUGGUGCUAGGGAGAUUACUCUGUUGAAUCCUGUUUGGAUUCAUUCAAGAACUUCUGGGAAGCCCUUCUAUGCAAUUUUGCACCGGGUGGAUGUGGGAAUUGUAAUCGAUUUAGAACCCGCAAGAACCGAGGACCCUGCCCUGUCUAUUGCAGGUGCAGUCCAGUCACAGAAGCUUGCAGUGAGAGCCAUUUCCCAUUUGCAAUCACUCCCAGGUGGAGAUAUUAAGCUUUUGUGUGAUACUGUAGUAGAUAGUGUGAGGGAGCUCACGGGGUAUGAUCGGGUUAUGGUUUAUAAGUUUCAUGAAGACGAGCACGGUGAGGUUGUUGCUGAAAGUAAGAGACCCGAUUUAGAGCCGUAUAUCGGUUUGCAUUACCCUUCCACAGAUAUUCCACAGGCGUCGAGGUUUUUGUUUAAGCAAAAUAGAGUCAGAAUGAUUGUCGACUGUCACACCAAGCCUGUGAGGGUCGUCCAAGAUGACGCACUGAUGCAGCCCUUGUGUUUGGUGGGGUCAACACUUCGGGCCCCACAUGGCUGCCAUGCCCAGUACAUGGCGAAUAUGGGGUCUAUUGCCUCGUUGACAUUGGCAGUUAUUGUCAAUGGGAGUGAUGAAGAUGGUGUUAAAGGAAGGCAGUCAAUGAGGCUGUGGGGAUUGGUCGUCGGCCAUCACACAUCUGCACGGUGUAUACCUUUCCCACUUCGUUACGCUUGUGAAUUCUUGAUGCAGGCAUUUGGGCUUCAGCUGAAAAUGGAGUUACAGCUCGCUUCGCAGUCGUCCGAGAAACAUGUUCUGAAGACACAAACCCUGUUGUGUGAUAUGUUGCUUCGUGAUUCGCCUACCGGUAUUGUUACACAAAGCCCUAGUAUAAUGGACCUAUUGAAAUGUGAUGGAGCUGCACUGUACUACAAGGGGAAGUACUACCCUCUUGGAGUGACACCAACCGAAGCGCAGAUAAAGGAUAUUGUGGAGUGGCUGUUGGCUUGUCAUGGCGACUCGACAGGUUUGAGCACCGAUAGUUUAGCUGAUGCAGGUUACACUGGGGCAGCCUCUCUAGGUGAUGCAGUUUGUGGAAUGGCUGUUGCGUAUAUCACUUCGAGUGAUAUUCUGUUCUGGUUCCGUUCACACACGGGAAAAGAAAUCAAAUGGGGCGGUGCGAAGCAUCAUCCAGAAGAUAAAGAUGAUGGCCUUCGGAUGCAUCCUCGUUCUUCGUUUAAGGCGUUUCUUGAAGUGGUCAAGAGAAGGAGCAUGCCAUGGGAGAAUGCAGAGAUGGAUGCAAUUCACUCUUUGCAGCUUAUUUUGAGAGAUUCUUUUCGAGGAGCAGAUGGAAGCAACUCGAAGGCGGUGGUGGAUGCCCAUGUUGAGGACUUGGAGUUACAGCAAGGAAUGGACGAACUAAGUUCUGUUGCCAGAGAAAUGAUUAGGCUGAUAGAGACUGCAACAGCUCCUAUAUUUGCUGUGGAUGUUGAAGGCCGCAUAAAUGGUUGGAAUGCGAAAAUUGCGGAGCUGACUGGACUUUCCGUUGAAGAAGCAAUGGGGAAGUCAUUGGUUCAUGAUCUUGUUCACAAAGAAUCAGAAGAAAUUGCCGACAAGCUUCUGUUUCAUGCUUUGAGAGGUGAGGAAGAUAAGAAUGUCGAAUUACGAUUGAGGACAUACGGCACCGAUCACCACGAGAAAGAUGUGUUUGUGGUAGUCAACGCUUGCUCAAGCAAGGACUAUACAAACAGUAUAGUCGGUGUAUGCUUUGUUGGUCAAGAUGUGACCGGCCAGAAAGUGGUAAUGGACAAGUUUGUGCACAUUCAAGGCGAUUACAAGGCAAUUGUACACAGUCCGAGCGCUCUCAUACCACCUAUAUUUGCUUCCGAUGAGAACACAUGUUGCUCCGAAUGGAACACCGCCAUGGAAAAACUGACCGGGUGGAGUAGAGUCGAAGUCAUAGGGAAGAUGCUAGUUGGGGAGAUAUUCGGCAGUUGCUGCCGCUUAAAGGGUCCCGAUGCUAUGACAAAAUUCAUGAUUGUCUUGCACAAUGCAAUUGGAGGGCAAGACACAGACAAGUUCCCGUUUUCUUUCGUAGACAAGAGUGGGAGAUAUGUGCAAGCUCUGUUGACCGCAAACAAGAGGAUGAACAUGGAUGGGCAGAUUAUUGGAGCUUUUUGCUUCUUGCAGAUUGCUAGCCCCGAGCUACAGCAAACUUUGAGAAUUCAGAAACAACAGGAGAGGACGACUGUUUCAAAAAUGAAAGAGUUGGCUUAUAUUUGCCAGGAAAUAAAGAAUCCUCUAAGCGGUAUACGUUUCACUAACUCACUCUUGGAAGCCACGGAUUUGACCGAAAACCAAAAGCAGUUUCUCGAGACUAGCGCUGCUUGUGAGAAGCAGAUGUUGAAGAUAAUGAAGGAUGUUGAUCUUGAAAACAUUGAGGAUGGAUUUUUGGAGCUUGAGACAGCAGAAUUUGUACUCGGUAGUGUAAUAGAUGCUGUCGUUAGCCAAGUAAUGUUGUUGUUGAGAGAGAGAGAUCUGCAAUUGAUUCGUGAUAUACCAGAGGAAGUGAAGACACUGGUUGUCUACGGUGAUCAAGUUAGAGUUCAACAGGUCUUGGCAGAUUUUCUACUCAGUAUGGUUCGAUAUGCACCAUCUCCAGACGGCUGGGUUGAAAUUCAACUUAGACCAAGCGUGAAGGAAGUUUCUGAAGGAAGAACCACUAUGCACAUCGAGUUUAGGAUUGUGAGCCCAGGUGAAGGUAUUCCACCAGAGCUAGUACAGGACAUGUUCCACAGCAGUCGAUGGGUGACUCAAGAAGGUCUAGGGCUAAGCAUGUGCCGUAAAAUAUUGAAGCUUAUGAAAGGAGAAGUUCAGUACAUUAGAGAAUCGGAAAGAUGCUAUUUUCUCAUCGUUCUUGAUCUGCCCUUGCUCCAGCAGAGUGGCUCGAUGAAUAUUGGCUAAUUUUUUCCAAGGCAAGAAUCCACGACUCUCUCUCUCUCUCUCACUAUCUUUGUUUUAUAUAUAUAAUAUAUAUAUAGAUAUUCCGACAGAUACAAUAACAGUAGUGUUGCUUAUGAGACAAUUUUCCAUGUCUGAGUGAGACGACGAAGACAGUGCAAAUUUGUUUGUUGGAAUUCUGCCUGCCCUGAAAAUUGUCAAGGGGUUCGGCUGUGCUAACCGGUAUGAUGUACUCUAUGAAUAUAUUUGCUCGUGUGUGACUAUUACUUUUAUUUGUCCGAAAUGUGAAACGCGAAUGUUGAAAAAUAAUUGCUGCUUGGCUGCUCAUGAGGGUUUUUUUCUACCCUAUUUAAUAAUAAGCUCCUGUGAGGAUUGUAUUGUACCCUACUCCCCUUGAACAGUAUAAAUGAGCAUAAUUAAUAUCUAUACUUCAA
Molecule: messenger RNA, 4189 nt
Organism: Erythranthe guttata (spotted monkey flower)
Lineage: Eukaryota; Viridiplantae; Streptophyta; Magnoliopsida; Lamiales; Phrymaceae
Product: phytochrome B
Biological process (GO): detection of visible light; regulation of DNA-templated transcription; protein-tetrapyrrole linkage
Molecular function (GO): phosphorelay sensor kinase activity; protein homodimerization activity; photoreceptor activity
Source: RefSeq, a predicted model, not a curated record